This is a messenger RNA of Hippopotamus amphibius kiboko, 7715 nucleotides long. It is a transcript of the gene FAM120B, whose product is annotated as family with sequence similarity 120 member B. Gene Ontology annotation, cellular component: nucleus. The coding region runs from base 2163 to 4427 and encodes 754 amino acids. The transcript is spliced from 12 exons. NCBI's taxonomy places the organism in Eukaryota, Metazoa, Chordata, Mammalia, Artiodactyla, Hippopotamidae. The record is from RefSeq and is a predicted model, not a curated record.
GGGGUAGCGGGGGGCAGAAGAGUCUCCUUCCUCCCUCCUCUGUAUUUUGCUCUGCGUCUCUCCAGUGUUGGGGUUCUUCCAGACUAGGGAGGGUGGUGGGCAGCAUCCGGGGUAGCCAGGUAUCCCCAGUCUGGCCCGCCUCGUCCCUCCUCUGCAGCACAGGCAGGGCAGUGCUUCUGAAGCACGUUUGCUUUAGAGCCUUGAGUGACAUCUGCUUUCCCUUAGGACAAAGUGUACACGUGUGUGUGGGUUUGGAAACCCCUGUUGCUGCAGCCUCCUUCAUCUCUCCACACUCUUCUUCCCUUCCAGCAGAGGUUCUGGCCCCACUGAAGGGUUUUGUUUCCCACCCCCCCCCCAUUUUCCAUGUUGAAGAACACAUUUAUAAUAUAGUAAAGUUGCAGGUUAAACUACCUAAUAGAACAGAUAUUUUAAGCACCUUAGAAACAUUGAUUUAAUAAUAAAAAAAAAAAAAAGACACCUUAUGGACUUAAAAAGAAAUUCAUCCCUUAUUUCUCUUGCUCAGGCCACGCCCUGCCCCCCCUCCCCCCCAAGGAUGGCCGUUGUGGGUCCCAGGUCUGGGGUGGGUCUUUCCGCUGAAUGUUCCUCAUGCUCUCAGCUUUUCUUUGCCCUACAGUAAUGCCCAGUGAUUAUUGCUUGUUGGAGGUUUUCUUGCUGGAGUGUAAGCUACCAGAAGGCAGGAACCCUGUCUGUCUUAGUCAUGGCUCCACGUCUGCUGUAGUGAUGACAAAGGUACUUGCCAAAUGAGUGAAUCCGAUUUAUGUCUAAAAGUCACCUGGUAUCAUUGAGGAGAAGUAAGCAUGAAUGGGUUACAACUAUAGGUGGAGAAAAAUGACCAGUAUGUGCUUUUGCGUCAGCUCAGCAGCUUCAGGUCUAAGAUUAAUCCCAAGGAAGUGAUCAGAGAUGCUGUGCUCAGAGAUGCACAUUCGCUGAUGUGCCUCCCGUUCUUGUUGGCGCGCAGCGUUGGAAGCAGGCAUUCAGCAGAGGGGUAAAUGGCUCCUGUGACGUCUGCAUUGUGCAUCCAUUAAAAGUGACGUGGUAGGAGAAGGUUAACAUUGUGACUUGGGAAUGUAUUCAUAAUAAACUGAGACACAGAACUAGGUUAUAGAAAAGCAUGAUCCUACUUUUUAGUAACUGGAUAAUUUUAAAAAGACAAGAAAUACGUACUUGGAUAUUUGUUGUGAUCAUGCUUGGAAGAUGAGAUUUUGAGCAGUUUUUUUCUCUUUGUGCUGUCCUGAAUUUUCUGCAAAGAACAUGGCUACUUUUUUAAUCAGAAAAAAAACUUAUAAGUAUGUUCCUGAUAUUGAAAAGUAAUAUAGGCUGUAAAAAUCAUAAGUUUAGUAAAGCCCAACUAAAAUUUAUAUGGCUUUGUUUUAAAUUUUGAGAUUAUUUAGUAAUUUUGACUGGUGCUGGGCUUAUUUCACUAAACUUUCUCAACUAAUGAAAAAUGAUGACUAAAUUUAUAAUAUAAAUAAAAUUGUAUCACAGCAAUUGAGUCUUAUAAACCUCGUUUUGCAGAUGAGAAGAAUGGAGUAACUUGCUCCGAGAUGCACUGCUAAUAGUGGAGGUUAGAAUCUCAGCUUAGCUUCCCUUGUGUCCUCAGUGCUGUGCUGCCUGGCCUGCUGUCUUUUCCCUCGGACGCAGCCGAGGGGGCUUGAGCUCCCAGCCCCAUCAGCCACGCGCGGCUUUCUGAGUCUUGGCAUCCGUCGUCACGACCGGAGUGUGGUCUGAAGGAUCCUUCAGGGCACCUGAAUCUGGAGGCGUGACGGCUGGAGGCUUUCCAUUUCUACUUUGAAUCAACUUUAUUGAGGUGGGGCUCGUGGGGAGGAGAGGCGAGAACAGCGGACUUCAGAUCCUCCACUUCAAGGCGUGAGGGGCCUCGUGGGAGGGCCGGGCCCAGGCAACUGACUACCACUGAGAGAACAGUUAUCCAAACCUCAGACGUGAAGCAAGGGAAAAAGAGGGUGUCGGUUCUUCACCGAAUCCUGGGACAUUGUCGAGGAGAUUCACCCAAGAUUAUCCAGCUUUCUAACAGAAUGUCCCUCUCUGAGAGCCCAGACACCGUUGCUACAUGUUAAUUUGGAACACGAAGCCCUGAUGAAAAGAAUAGGCCAUUAAGAUAACAGAUGUCUGACUGCUAAUGGAUGUUGCUGGCUAUAUUACGUCUUUUAUUAUGUAUCCUUCCCGGGAGGGCAGCCAUGGGCGUGAGAGGCUUACAGGGGUUUGUGGGGAGUAGCUGCCCCCACGUGUGCACAGUGGUCAAUUUCAAGGAGCUGGCGGAGCAACACCGAAGCAGGCAUCCUGGAGGGGCUCCGACCGUCGUGGUUGAUGCCAUGUGCUGCCUCAGGUACUGGUACACGCCGGAGUCUUGGGUCUGUGGCGGCCAGUGGCGGGAGUACUUUUCUUCUUUGCGAGAAUUUGUGGAAACUUUUACGGCUGUCGGCAUCAAGUUGACUUUCUUCUUUGAUGGCAUGGUGGAGCAGUGCAAGAGAGAUGAGUGGGUGAAACGAAGACUCAAGAACAACAGGGAGAUAGCCAGAAUCUUCCAUUACAUCAAGUCCCACAAGGAGCAGCCCAGCAGAAACAUGUUCUUCAUCCCCUCGGGGCUGGCCAUAUUCACUCAGUUUGCUUUGAAGGCCCUGGGUCAGGAAACCCUGUGCUCCUUACGGGAGGCCGACUAUGAGGUGGCUGCCUACGGCCUCCAGAACAACUGUCUUGGGAUUCUUGGGGAAGACACUGACUACUUAAUUUACGACACCUGUCCCUACUUCUCCAUCAGUGAGCUCUCCCUGGACAGUCUGGACACCGUCAUGCUGUGUCGAGAGAAGCUCUGCCAGGUUCUGGGUCUCAGCCUGUCUGACCUUCCUCUUCUGGCCUGCCUGCUUGGCAAUGACGUCAUCCCACAGGGCAUGUUCGAGAGCUUUCGGUACAAGUGCUUGUCUUCCUACACCUCUGGAAAAGAGAACCUGAACAAAAGAGGUAACAUUGUCUUGGCUGUAGCAGACCACAUAGCUAAGGUUCUCCGGUUGCAUCAAGGUGAGAAGAAGCUGGAAGAGAUAUUACCUUUGGGACCAAAUAAAGCUCUUUUUUAUAAAGGAGUUGCAUCAUAUCUUUUGCCAGGACAGAAAUCUCCAUGGUUUUUUCAAAAACUUAAAGGUGUGGUAACUUUGGACAAGCAGGUAUUAUCCAUGAGUUCAGAUCUUGAAUCCAAGCAAGACGUUCCCAUGAGUUCAGACCCUGAAUCCAAGCAAGACGUUCCCAUGAGUUCAGACCCUGAAUCCAAGCAAGACGUUCCUAUGAGUUCAGACCCUGAAUCCAAGCAAGACGUUCCUAUGAGUUCAGACCCUGAAUCCAAGCAGAAAUUACCUGUAGGUGUGGACCCUGAAUCUAACCUAGAAGCACCCAUCUGUACAAACCCUGAAAUUAAACAAGAAGACCCUGUACACAUGGAGCCUGAAGUCAAGCAACAAGUAACUAUGGUUUCAGAUCCUGAAAUCUUAAAGGUCGCCAGAGCACAUCACGUCCAGGCAGAGAGCUACCUGGUGUACAACAUCAUGAGCAGCGGGGAGAUCGAAUGCAGCAAUAGCCUGGAGGACGCGAUGGACCAAGCUCUGCCCAGCCAGGCCUUCGUCUACCGCCCCGUGCGGCAGCGUGUGUACUCCCUCCUGCUGGGGGGCAGCGAAGGUGGCGCCAGCGCCUGCCCCACUGUCAAGGAGUGGUUUGUGUACUCUGGGAACCCACUGAGGCAGCCGGACCUCGUCAGGCCUCUGCAGGUGAACACUCCAGGGGGAACACCUAGUUUGAAACUAUUGUGGCUGAGCCAAGAGCCAGGAAUACAGGCCCAGCGCUUGGACACACUCCUGGCCUGUUUCGACCUUUCAUCCUCACGAGAAGAGCUGCAGGCGGUCGAGGGCCCCUUUCAAGCAUUGUGCUGCCUCCUGAUCUACCUCUUUGUGCAGGUGGACACCCUCUGUCUGGAGGAUCUGCACGCCUUCAUUGCGCAGGCCCUGUGCCUCCAAGGAAAGCCCACCAUGGAGCUUGUCGACUUGCAGCUCGACCAGGUCGACCCCAGGGCCGUGCAGCUGGGCGCCCUCCUGAUCCGCGGCCUGACCACCCUGGUGCUGGUCAACAGCGCCUGCGGCUGCCCCUGGAGCACAGCAGGCUUCAUGCCCUGGAACCUGUUCGACGGGAAGCUCUUUCAUCAGAAGUACCUGCAGUCUGAGAAGGGGUACACGGCGGAGGCCCUUGUGGAACAAGAUAGGUCCCGGCUCGCCAGAUUCCAUGCCCUGAAGUCCGUCGUGUGCAAGGCCUGCGCGAAGGAGAACAGACCCAUCGCCAGCAGGCGGCACUGGCAUUCGCACCACUCAGGAAGUAGACAGUAUGAGCCUGACCAGUGGAGAAGAUAUUAGUCAUCUUCUGGGGAGCUGAGUUAACUUGGUUUCAAGAUGAUUUUGCUUCCUCCAGAAAAAGUGUGCACGGAAAAAGACGCAGAGUCCGGCCGUGAAACCCAGGACUCUCCUUCAGAGUGAAGGCAUCCCGUCUUCCCUGAGGAGAGGCUGGCCUGGGGUCUAGACCCAGCGUCACAGAAGAGCAGCGACGUCCCUGUCGGCCUUCCCCCUCGCAUCACGUGAAGAAGCCACUGUUGGCUUGUGCUGCGGGGCUGAGCCCGCUUCCACGGCCCCAGACAGUGGUUGUCAGCACCUCACGCGGUCUCUCCGUCUGUGACACUCGGCGGGUUGACCUCUUGUCAUGAGCUGGGGUCUUUCCGCGUCCCACUUGUUUUACCUUUAACAAUAGGUCAUGAUGAUGUUUCCCAGGUGAUUGUUUUCCAGGAAUUAUUUUCUAACUAUAAAUUCUAACCAAAAGUAAAGUCCAACUGUAUCUUCUCUUGGUCCUCAGAAGCAUCUGCACAGAGAAGGAGGUACCAGCUUCCUUCUCACCUUCCUGGUGGGAGAGGUGACUCUGCGUAAGGCUCCUGGGUCUGUUUCUGUUGUGUCAUUCUUUUCAUUUAGAAUUGAUUGGACUCCUGCCCAGAGCAUGGCAUGUGGACACACCUGGGUGCUCAGCAGACAUCAGGCGUCAGACAGGAAGCCGUGUUAUGACGCCACGAACGAGCGGUGCGUGUGUUGCUCUUUAUCUGUGAGCCCUGAAGGCCUCUUGCUGUUAAAAAAUAGUUUAAAUGAUUCCAAGUUUAGAGAAAUCCUUUCCAUGGAAGAAUUUUCAGAUAAUCCAAGAAUUAAAAUUUUAAGCCCCCAGUUGUCCUGAACUCACCCCCCUGGGGUUUUGAUAAUAUAAAAAAAUCUAGAUUAGGGGUUAGGAGACAGGGCCUUCAUUAGCAGCUGUCUGCCUUUGGCCUGGAGCUGCUGUGACUGCCAGGUCAUCUUCCGGGCCGCACCCACAGCUUGGGAGUGCCCCAGCACUCUCAGACGUGCUCACCGGCGCUCACAAGCUGUGUCCUUUAGUUGAUGUCAUUAAAAACACAAUAAACCCCAAACAAGUCACAGUCCAGUUUGUGUCUUUGCACUUGAUGCUUUACCCUGACUGACAGCUCUGUAUGCACAGCUCCUGACUUUGUCUUGUUUUAGAAUCCCAUCUGGUAUUUACCAAGAAGGGAUAUAGUCUCCUGCUAUUUUAAAACAUUUACAUCUCUUUCAUUUGAAAUAUCCUUACCACUUCCUGCAGGUCCUUCUUAAUGACAUCUGCAUGUCUAGUCACUUUUCAUGCAGUCUUAUAGGACCUACAACCUUAUUUCCCAGCUUUGGAAAUAGAUUAUUUUUUCAUGUCAAUGUUUACUGUCUAAAUUUUAACAUUCUCUUCCUUUCAUUUUUGCUAAUUUGAGACCACUGCUGCUUCUAGAAGUUCUGUUUCUUUGCUGCUUAUUUGCAUAACUUUGAAAUAAAUUUCUCAUUCCUUAGACUGAAAGAGUAGACUUCCAUGAAUAUCAUUUCCCCCCUUUGUAAUAAGUAAAUUGUAACUUGUCAGUAAAAUAUCUGUGCUCAUUUAGCAAGCUUAAGUAAGCCAUUGAGUUGAUAUAAUCUUUAUUACAUUUGAAAAACCAGUGCAGUGAUUUUUUUUUGUAAUCUUGAUGUUAUAUAAAUUAUCUCUGCAGUUAAGUCUUCUGAUGAAAGUUCCAUGUAUCAGUUUGAAAAUGAAAGUGAAACAAAUUUAUUACUCAUAAUGAAAUGUAAUUUCACACUUAUUUAAUUAUUUGGAAGACAUUUUAUUGUCUAACAUAUUGGGAUCUUUGUGAAGAAAAAAGAUGUCAAAUUUUGUUAGAUGCUUUUUCUGCAUCUAUUGAGAUAAUCGUAUGAUUUUUAGUCUUCAUUUUGUUAAUGUGGUGUAUCACAUUGAUUGGUUUGGGGAUGUUGAACCAUCCUUGCAUCCCUGGAAUAAAUCCCAGUUGAUCAAGAUGUACAGUCUUUUUAAUGUAUUGUUGAAUUCAGUUUGCUAAUACUUUGUUGAGGAUUUUUGCAUCAGUGUUCAUCAGGGAUAUUGGCCUGUGAUUUUCUUUUCUUGUGGUGUCCUUGUCUGAUUUCAGUAUCAGGGUGAUGCUGUCCUUGUAAAAUGAGUUUCGAAGUGUUCUUUUCCCUUCAGUUUUUUGGAAGAGUUUGAAAAGGAUUAGCAUUAAUUCUUUUUUAAAUGUUUAGUAGAUUUCACCAGUGAAGCCAUCUGGUCCUGAGCUUUUGCUGGGAUAUUUUUGAUAACUGACUCACAGUGUCUUUUCUCGUUGAUUGGUCUGCUCAGAUUUUCUAUCUCAUCAUGAUUCAGUCUCGGUAAGUUGUAGGUUUCUGAGAACGUAUCCAUGUUCCCAUUUUUUUCUGGGUUAUCUAAUCAUAUAAUUGUUUGUAGUAGUCACAGUUCUUUGUGUAUCUGUAGUAUCAGUUAUAUCUCAUCUCUUGUUUAAUUUUUUUUGUUAUCUCUUUUUCUCUUGGUUAGUCUACCUAAAGGUCUGUCCAUUUUGUUUAUCUUUUCAAAAAACCAGUGUUAUUUCAUUGAUCUUUUUAAUUGAAUUUCUCAUCUCUGUUUCAUAUAUUUCUGCUCUGAUCUUUUAUUAUUGCUUUCCUUCUGCUGUCUUUGGGCUUAGUAUGUUCUUUUCUUAGUUCCUUGAAGUGUAAAGUUACAUUGUUUAUUUGAGAUCUUUCUUUUUUUAUGGUAGGGAUUUACUGCUAUGAACUUCACUCUUAGGACUGCUUUUAUUGCAUCCCAUAAGUUUUUGUAUGUUGUAUUUCCAUUUUUGUUUGCUUGAAGAUACAUUUUGAUUUUCUUUUUGAUUUCUUCCUUGACCUAUUGGUUGUUCAAGAAUGUGUUAAUUUCCACAGAUUUGUGAAUUUUCCAAUUUUCCUCCUCUUACUAAUUUCUAGUUUCAUACCGUUGUAUCAGAAAAUAUAUUUGACGUAACAUCAGUCGUCUUAAAUUUUUAAGGCUUCUUUUGUGGACUAACAUGUGAUCCAUCCUGGAGAAUGUUCUGUUUGUACCUGAGAAGACUGUGUAUUCUGCUAUUGGAUGGAAUGUUCUUCAUACGUCUCUUAGGCCCAUCUAAUCUAAAGUGUAGUUCAAGUUCAAUGUUAUUGAUUUUCUUUGUGGAUGAAUUACCCAUUGUGAAAAUAGGGCAUUGAAGUCCUAUACUAUUAUUGCAUUGCUGUCUGUUUCUCCUUUUAGUUUUGUUAAUACUUUCUUUAUAAAUUUACGUUUAUACA